Molecule: messenger RNA, 1407 nt
Organism: Lolium rigidum
Lineage: Eukaryota; Viridiplantae; Streptophyta; Magnoliopsida; Poales; Poaceae
Product: GPN-loop GTPase QQT2-like
Exons: 5
Coding region: 91-1407 (438 amino acids)
Molecular function (GO): GTPase activity
Source: RefSeq, a predicted model, not a curated record
GCACCGCUCUACCCCUCCCCGGCCAACUCUAGGGUUUAGCGGCCGCGCCUCUCCACCCGCCGCCGUCUCUCGGCACCACCCGAGCCUCCAAUGGAAGUCGACCCCGAACCGUCCGCGGAGAGCAAGCCCGUCGAGAUGGACCUCGAGGACCAGGUACGCCGCCGCCACCACCGAACUGAUCCCCUCGGUAAUUUGUUUCCCCUUUUUUGGGGUUUUGAUGCAAUUAUUCCUAUGCUUUCUCUAUGGCCCGCGCAGGUGGACGCGAAGGGGAAGGGCAUGGCCGAUUCUGACGAAGGGAAGGGGAAGGGCGAGGAGCUCGCGGACUCCAUCGGGAACCUAUCCAUCGGCUCGGGCCGCACCAACUUCAAGAAGAAGCCGGUGAUCAUCCUCGUCAUCGGCAUGGCUGGGACGGGGAAGACCACCUUCAUGCACCGUCUGGUGUGCCAUAUGCAGGCAAAAUCGAACAUGAGGGGUUACGUGCUCAACCUUGACCCGGCGGUGAUGACGCUGCCGUUCGGGGCCAACAUUGAUAUCCGCGACACUGUGCGGUACAAGGAGGUGAUGAAGGAGUACGGGCUUGGUCCCAAUGGUGGUAUCCUUACCUCGCUCAACCUGUUCUCAACAAAGUUUGACGAGGUUAUAUCUGUUAUCGAAAGGCGAGCAGACCAGCUGGAUUAUGUUCUGGUUGACACCCCAGGGCAGAUUGAAAUCUUCACUUGGUCGGCUUCAGGAGCUAUCAUAACCGAAGCUUUUGCAUCAACAUUUCCAACGGUGGUUGCAUAUGUUGUUGACACUCCCAGGUCGACAAGCCCUGUAACAUUUAUGAGCAACAUGAUGUAUGCGUGCAGUAUCCUCUACAAGACCCGUUUGCCUCUGGUUCUGACAUUUAACAAGGUUGAUGUAGCUAAGCACGAGUUUGCUGUUGAGUGGAUGCAAGACUUUGAAGCAUUUCAGACAGCUUUGGAUUCUGACUCAUCGUACACCUCUUCAUUUACCCGAAGUCUCUCUCUUGUGUUGGAUGAAUUCUACAAGAACCUGCGUUCUGUUGGAGUAUCUGCGGUAUCUGGUACUGGAGUUGAUGCAUUUUUUGAAGCUAUAGAAGCAAGUGCCAAUGAAUACAUGGAGACUUACAGGGCUGAUCUGGACAAGAGGAUUGCUGAAAAGGAGAGACUAGAGGCUGAGCGUAGAAACGAGAACAUGGAAAGAUUGAGGAGAGAUAUGGAGAAGUCCAAAGGACAAACUGUGGUGCUCAGCACUGGUUUGAAGGACAAAAUUCCGUCUUCAGAAAUGAUGGGUGAUGCAGAUGAGGAGGAAGAAGAUGAGGCGUUGGAGGAUUUCAGGAUUUCUGAGGAUGAUGAUGAUGAGGAUGAAGUAGAAGAUGAUGAAGUGAAUCAUUUGGGCUAUUAA